Molecule: messenger RNA, 158 nt
Organism: Funneliformis mosseae
Lineage: Eukaryota; Fungi; Glomeromycota; Glomeromycetes; Glomerales; Glomeraceae
Source: the annotation of a GenBank genome assembly
UGUGUUACAAAACACUUUGGUUGCCCAAAAUUUACAACAAGCGAAUAGGAUCGCAUUUACUAAUACGCGAUGGCGCGUAGUGACGUUAAGUGGUCAAUUGAUUGAUAAAUCUGGCACUAUGAGCGGAGGAGGUAACAAAGUGUUUAAAGAAGCCAUGA